CUGCGGGUCGGACUAUCAGCACCUUUAACGCUAAACCCGAUGGAGCUGCUUAUAUCACCGUAGACUAUUCGGGCAUGGAAUCAGAUGGAAAAUGAGUCCAGUGCAUAAACUGCACUCAGCACGAUCUUAACACUGAGGAACUUUUUUUCUGGCGUCGCGUUGGAUUUGUUCUUAUACUUAAACUGUGGCUUGAACACGGGAACUCAAAAUGAGUAACAUCUACGAGUCUGCUGCCACCACGCUGGGCCUCUUCAACAGCCCAUGUCUGACAAAAGUGGAGCUCCGUGUGGCCUGUAAAGGAAUAUCUGACAGAGAUGCUCUGUCCAAACCUGACCCCUGUGUUGUCCUCAAGGUGCAGUCCCAUGGACAGUGGUUUGAGGUGGACCGGACAGAGGUGAUUCGCAGCAGCAUCAGCCCGGUUUUCUCCAAAGUCUUCACCGUGGACUACUAUUUUGAGGAAGUACAGCGCCUUCGUUUUGAACUGCAUGAAAUCAGUGGCAACCAUAAUGGACUCAAAGAGGCUGACUUCCUUGGCGCCAUGGAGUGCACACUCGGACAGAUUGUAUCACAGAGAAAACUCUCCAAAGCUUUACUGAAGCAAGGAAACACAGCUGGAAAAUCAUCUAUCACAGUCACAGCUGAAGAGCUGUCUGGGAAUGAUGAUUACGUGGAGCUCGCUUUCAGUGCCAAGAAACUGGAUGACAAGGACUUUUUUAGCAAGUCGGAUCCAUUUCUGGAAAUCUUCAGAGUGAAUGAUGAUGGCACAGCAUCACUGGUGCACAGGACAGAGACCAUUAUGAACAAUCUCAGUCCUGUCUGGAAAUCAUUCAAAGUUUCUUUAAACACACUCUGCAGUGGAGACCAUGAGCGGGAGUUAAAGUGUACAGUAUGGGACUGGGAUUCAAAUGGCAAACAUGACUUCAUAGGAGAAUUUCAAACCACUUUCAAGGAGAUGAAGGCGGCCAUGGAUGGGAAGCAGACCCAGUGGGAGUGUAUUAAUCCUAAGUACCAAGUGAAGAAGAAGAAUUACAGAAAUUCUGGAAUGGUAAUUCUUACUCUGUGCAAGAUCAUUAAGAUGCACUCUUUCCUGGAUUACAUCAUGGGAGGAUGUCAGAUUCAGUUCACAGUGGCGAUUGAUUUCACUGCCUCAAACGGCGACCCUCGAAACAGCUGCUCCCUCCACUACAUCCACCCUUACCAGCCCAACGAGUACCUCAAAGCACUGAUCGCUGUUGGGGAGAUCUGCCAGGACUACGAUAGCGACAAAAUGUUUCCCGCUUUUGGCUUUGGAGCCCAAAUCCCACCAGACUUCAAAGUUUCUCAUGAUUUUGCUGUCAAUUUUGAUGAGGACAACCCUGAAUGUGCUGGUAUACAAGGUGUUGUUGAGGCUUAUCAGAACUGCCUCCCAAAAAUCCAGUUGUACGGUCCCACUAAUAUUGCUCCCAUCAUCCAGAAAGUUGCCGACUCUGCCUCCGAGGAGAUGCACACCAAAGAGGCCAUGGAAUACUUCAUACUGCUAAUCCUGACGGAUGGAGUGAUCACAGAUAUGGCAGAUACACGGGAGGCCAUCGUCCACGCCUCUCACCUGCCCAUGUCCGUCAUCAUUGUGGGCAUAGGCAGCGCAGAUUUCAGCGACAUGCAGAUGCUGGACGGUGAUGAUGGAAUCCUCCGCUCUCCUAAAGGAGAACCCGUCCUGAGGGACAUCGUGCAAUUUGUGCCCUUCCGCAACUUCAAACAUGCCUCUCCUGCAGCGCUGGCUAAAAGUGUGCUGGCUGAGGUUCCCAAUCAAGUGGUGGAUUACUACAAUGGAAAAGGCAUCAAGCCCAAAUGCCUGUCGAACUUUGAGUCUUCCAGAGGGAUAAGUCCCUGAACUACGCACAGCCAUAUUCGUCUCAACAUCAAGAUAACUUCACUGAUCAUUUCAGAGCUUGCUGUAUCAGUAUCAGAAUCGAAAAGCAGGUUCAUCCUUGUUGUUGUUUUUUUCACUCAGGUUUCCAGUAGCAUUGGGCAUAAAUGUCCUUAGCUGUCCAUAUUUUUUAUGCAGUUGUUAGUUUUAUUAAAGGUUCACUCAGUCAUUUUUGCUUUGCAUUCCCUGGCUAAUAUAGCUAAUAUGGUCUUGGACUUAAAGUCUCCUUUAUCGUCUUCGUUAGAAGGCCCACCACCCAUGCUGAAAACAUUGGUUUGAAUCUCGCUCGGAGCAAGAACAAGGAGAGUACAACCAGAGGGGUUAUGUUGGUGCCGUGACCCGGGUGAUUUUAAACAUUGUAUAAAUAAUUAUAUGUUAAAUGUGGUUGAAAUCACUGAAUGCACCUUUAACCUAACAAUUAGUUUCCUUUCAUUGUAACUAAGCCAAUCUGCCAGCACCUUUUCAACUGCUGUCACCUACUCUGUGUAAAUAGAAGGAAAGCCAAAAGAAUAUAAACCUUCAACUGGACUGUCUUCCUUUAGAUUCAGAUGCCAGACUGAAUUCAAGUUGCAUUUGUUCGUAAGUGUUGGCCUUUUUAACUUUUUGUUUUGUUUACAUUAUUUAUUUUUAUUUUUGGUGGACCUGCUAUAAAAGGGCUAUAUAGUCCAGUACAGUAUAAUAUUCCAAUGCGUAAUAGUUUAGGAGGCAAGGUAUUAUCAGAUAUUGGCCAGUGCAUGACCAAUGCUCAUUUAGUAAACACUGUUAGUCCUUUAUAAUCCAAAGUGCAACCAUUUUAUUGAUUAAUUUCAUUGACUUGCAAAACCCCAAAAACUUUUGAACGGGAGUGUAUUUAUUUUAAAACGUAUUUUUAAUGUGAGCCCUUUAUGACUUACAAUUGUUACAUACAAUUAAGUGUAUUGUAUAUAUCUCUAUAAACAAAUGCAUAUUUAUUUAAAAGCAUGUGGAAUGGAUUCUGUGUAUACAGUACUUACAGUAUUUAGGAAUUGUUCGUUUUUGUUCUUUUCUGCAGGUUUCUUGAUAUUUGUUUUGCAGAAUUUCUUAACCUAAUCAAAGUCAUUUCAGAUAUUUGGAAAUAGUAGAUGUGUAUUUCUGCUGCUGUCUUAGACACAUUUCUCAUUUCCUUUUACGUAUUUCUUUCUUUCUUUCUUCCCUUCUGUUUGGAGUGUGUGUGUAUGUAUGCUUGCUUACUACCAAAACCAGGACUGUAUUUUGCAUGUUGCCAAUAAAAAAGUUUUUUCCCA
Carassius gibelio (silver crucian carp) is the source of this 3168-nucleotide messenger RNA. It is a transcript of the gene cpne4b, whose product is annotated as copine IVb. The transcript has 16 exons. Gene Ontology annotation, biological process: cellular response to calcium ion. Gene Ontology annotation, molecular function: calcium-dependent phospholipid binding. The record is from RefSeq and is a predicted model, not a curated record. The coding region runs from base 209 to 1870 and encodes 553 amino acids. NCBI's taxonomy places the organism in Eukaryota, Metazoa, Chordata, Actinopteri, Cypriniformes, Cyprinidae. Gene Ontology annotation, cellular component: plasma membrane.